Molecule: messenger RNA, 2598 nt
Organism: Bombina bombina (fire-bellied toad)
Lineage: Eukaryota; Metazoa; Chordata; Amphibia; Anura; Bombinatoridae
Gene: INPP5J
Product: inositol polyphosphate-5-phosphatase J
Exons: 14
Coding region: 109-2478 (789 amino acids)
Biological process (GO): negative regulation of peptidyl-serine phosphorylation; phosphatidylinositol dephosphorylation
Cellular component (GO): plasma membrane; ruffle; cytoplasm
Molecular function (GO): phosphatidylinositol-3,4,5-trisphosphate 5-phosphatase activity; phosphatidylinositol-4,5-bisphosphate 5-phosphatase activity
Source: RefSeq, a predicted model, not a curated record
CUGUUACAGCGCUGGUGUCCGGAAAGGACAGGUUGAAUCCCUGACGUCACCUACUAAAGCACCGUAUGACAGAGGAGGAGGGACAACGGCAGCAUCUGCUGAGAGGCAAUGGAAGAAGACAAGGACCACAGGAGAUGCAGGGACAUAGAUGGGCACAGGAGGCAGGAUGGGCAAAGCCAGUGCAGACAGGUGGAUCCACAUCCUAUAUGUUCGAACCAGUGUGUAUUUGUGGCUCCUCCAUCUCCUGAACCACCUUCCAGACCUGCAUUUUUAACCUCCACAAGACUUAGCCCUCCUGGACAGGGGAGAUCACAGCCUGAGGGUUCCAGUGGAUCUAAAACCCCUCUUGCUGGAAGUCAGCUGUCUGCACGUCCUCUAUCACCCAUUGGCUCUUCUGCUCCUGAUCGAUCCCAGCCAGAAGGAUCCCAAAGACUGCAUCCUGUGGGGUCUCCUUUGGAAUCAAAUACUGAGUUUAGCAGAUGCCAGCCUGAGGGAUCAUGUCCUGGACUACUGUCCCCAACUCAGCAAUAUAGACGCUUGCCUCCUCCACCCACCUCCCCUCAUCGUUCCCCAGCCUCAAGCCCUAGGGGAUCACCAGAACCAAGCAGAUCCCAAUGCACUGUACCCCGCAGACGAUCCUAUGGGUCACAUCAAAAGCUAAUUCAACAACACCAAGAGGAGACUGAACAUUCAACUGCCAGGGGGGAACCAAGAGGAAGCAACAACCUGGAGGGAACUGUUGACGACUUUCGGAUAUACAUCAUCACAUGGAAUGUUGGCUGCGCUGUUCCUCCUACAGACCUCACCUCCCUCCUGUGCCUCAAUGCUGGAGAUGGCAAGACAGAUAUGUUUGUUAUAGGGUUACAGGAGGUUAAUUCCAUGAUCAAUAAGCGUUUGAAGGAUGCACUAUUUACGGACCAGUGGAGUGAUGUUUUCAUGGAUGUGCUGAGUCCUUUCAGUUAUGUGCUGGUUAGCUCGGUGAGGAUGCAGGGCUGCCUUUUGCUGGUGUUUGCAAAGUAUUUCCACCUGCCUUUCCUGAGAGAUAUACAGACUGACUGCACCAGAACAGGCCUAGGAGGAUACUGGGGUAAUAAAGGUGGAGUCAGCAUUCGCUUGUCCUUGUUUGGUCACAUGGUAUGUUUCCUGAACUGCCAUUUGCCAGCUCAUAUGGAGAAUUCAGAUCAGCGAGUGGAUAGUUUUGAGAGCAUUCUACAACUUCAGCAGUUCCAGGGACCACUAGCAAAUGGUGUGCUGGACCAUGACUUGGUUUUCUGGUUUGGAGAUUUAAAUUUCCGAAUUGAAGAUCUGGAUUUGCAUUUUGUGAAAUCUGCAAUCCAGGGCAAUAAGCUUUCAUUGCUAUGGGAGAAGGACCAGCUCAACAUAGCAAAAUGUUACGAGCCAGUUCUGAGUGGAUUUAUGGAGGGUUCUCUAACAUUUACACCCACGUACAAAUAUGAUGUUGGCACAAACACGUUUGAUACAAGCUCUAAGAAAAGAAAACCGGCAUGGACAGACCGCAUUCUGUGGAAGAUGAAGCACCCUAUGUUAAGGAAUCCAGUUGGGGGGCCUGGACCAAUCAGUUCUAAGUCAGAAGAGUUAAGUGUAACACUGCUCAGUUAUGGAAGUCACAUGCAGUAUACAGAGAGCGACCACAAGCCUGUCUCUUCCAUCUUCUCGCUACAGUUUUGUUCCCGAAUCAAGUGUCCACUUGUCCACAUAUGGGUAUGUGAUGAGUGGCUGCAGCCUACUGAUGCCCAUGUCACUUACCGAUGGUCACCCACCUACAUGAAGAGCUCAUGGGACUGGAUUGGACUAUAUAGGGUUGGAUUUCGUCAUCACAAAGAUUAUGUGUCUUACGUGUGGGCCAAAACCGAGGAAGAAACAGAUGGAGGAAAACAACAACAUCAGGUGGUGUUUAGUGAAGAAGCACUGCCUAAAGGGACCGGGGAAUAUCUCCUGGGUUAUUACAGCAACAAUAUGGGUACUCUAAUUGGUGUCACUGAGCCAUUCCAGAUCUCUCUGCCAUGUUCUGAUGUCAGUGCAUCAUCUGACAGUUCUGACUCCAGCUCAGAUGAGGAUGAUAGUACACACGUCCUUCUCCGGCCUAAAUCCCGCAGUCCUAGCCCAGCUCCCUCUCGAUCCCCCCGUAGUCGGAGUCCAGCUAUUACACGUCUGCAUGAUCUUAUUCUACCAGGCUCCCGACAAAAAAGCCGCAGCCCCUCCCCCUGCCGGGCUAAAAGCCCUAAACAUGAGCACCGGGAACGACCCCGUUCCAGGGAUCCUGUUCGUACUCCCCACAGUCCCAGAAUUCACAGUCCUCAGCCGACCAUUUCAAUGCUCGCUUCAAGACCAGCAGUGGUGGGACAAGGCCACAAUUCACCAGGACCAUUUUUUUUCCCUUCUAGCCCCCCUACACAAGAGGCCAAGCUAAAUAUACCUGUUUCCCAACAACACAGAGAACCACAAAGCCCAUCAUAGAACAUGCUGUAAACAGAAAGAACAUAUAAUUAUUUGCACUAGGGUGGUCAUUAGGACAUAUCAAAAAAUGUGAAAAUGUAUGUGCACUGUGUAAAUAAAUAUAUAUAUAUUUAAAAAUAA